Messenger RNA from Vigna umbellata (rice bean), 1908 nucleotides. RefSeq names its product anthranilate synthase alpha subunit 1, chloroplastic-like. The record is from RefSeq and is a predicted model, not a curated record. Gene Ontology annotation, molecular function: anthranilate synthase activity. NCBI's taxonomy places the organism in Eukaryota, Viridiplantae, Streptophyta, Magnoliopsida, Fabales, Fabaceae. Gene Ontology annotation, biological process: L-tryptophan biosynthetic process.
UUUGAGCAUUAGAAUUAGAACUAGAAGUGGUGGCAGUACCUGAAUUCGAAGCAUGCUCUCUGUUACAUUUUCAAUGUCUCCUACAGCAGUCAUGCCUGCAAAGGCCCCCCUAGCCUUCUCCCAACACAUUGUUCCUUCCGGUAAGGUUCUUUAUCCGGUAACAUUCACGGGCGCUUCAUCUUCACGCGCUCCUCUCAAGUGGAGGUGUUCUUCAUUUCCAAGCUCUUAUGCUGUUGAAGAAGAAACAAAGUUUAUAGAAGCUUCAAAGAAUGGGAACUUGAUUCCACUCUGUCAGUGUAUAUUCUCUGACCAGCUUACUCCUGUUCUUGCUUACCGAAUUUUAGUCAAGGAAGAUGAUCGAGAGGGUCCAAGUUUUCUUUUUGAGUCUGCAGAGCCUAGCUAUCAUGCUUCAAGUGUUGGACGCUAUAGUGUUGUGGGAGCUAACCCAACCAUGGAAGUUGUGGCCAAAGAAAAUAAGGUUACCAUAAUUGACCAUGAAUCUGGAAAUUUAAUAGAGAAAAAUGUUGAUGAUCCUAUAAUGGUUCCGAAAAAAAUCUCAGAGGGCUGGAAACCCUGUCUCAUUGAUAAACUUCCGGAUGCAUUCUGUGGUGGCUGGGCUGGCUAUUUCUCUUAUGACACAGUUCGUUAUGUGGAAAAGAAAAAGUUACCAUUCUCAAAUGCUCCAAAGGAUGAUAGAAACCUUGCUGACAUGCAUCUUGGUUUAUAUGAGAGUGUGAUUGUAUUUGACCAUGUGGAAAAGAAAGCAUAUGUGAUUCUUUGGGUAAGAACUGAUAGGUACUCCUCAGUUGAGAGGGCCUAUAAGGAUGGAACUGAACAAUUAGAAAAAUUGGUGGCCAAAUUACAACAUGGCCAACCUCCAAGAUUGGCUCCAGGCUCUGUGGAUUUACAGACUCACCAUUUUGGUCCAGAAUUAAAGAGGUCAAGCAUGACUAAAGAAGCAUACAAGGAGGCAGUACUUCAGGCAAAAGAGCAUAUUAAAGCAGGGGAUAUUUUCCAGAUUGUGUUAAGUCAGAGAUUUGAGCGAAGAACAUUUGCCGAUCCAUUUGAAGUUUAUAGAGCAUUGAGAGUGGUGAACCCAAGUCCAUAUAUGGCCUAUUUGCAGGCCAGGGGAUGUAUUUUAGUUGCUUCAAGUCCAGAAAUUCUUACGCGUAUAAAGAAGAAUAAGAUUGUGAACCGUCCAUUGGCUGGGACAGCUAGAAGGGGAAAAACACCGGAAGAAGAUGCAAAGUUAGAAUCAUUACUUCUGAAAGAUGAAAAACAAUGUGCUGAGCAUGUCAUGUUGGUCGAUUUGGGACGCAAUGAUGUUGGAAAGGUUGCGAAAAGUGGUUCUGUGAAAGUGGAGCAACUUAUGAAUAUCGAACGAUACUCCCAUGUGAUGCACAUAAGCUCAACGGUAAGUGGAGAGUUGCAAGAGCAUUUGAGUAGCUGGGAUGCCCUGCGUAGUGCAUUGCCAGUGGGAACUGUGAGUGGAGCACCAAAGGUGAAGGCGAUGGAGUUGAUUGAUGAGUUGGAGGUGACAAGAAGAGGGCCUUACAGCGGAGGAUUUGGAUACAUAUGUUUCUCCGGCGAGAUGGAUGUGGCUCUUGCUCUGAGGACAAUGGUAUUUCCGACAGGAACAAGGUAUGACACAAUGUACUCAUACAAAGAUCUCAACCAGCGGCGCGAGUGGAUUGCUUACCUUCAAGCUGGUGCUGGUAUAGUUGCUGACAGUGUUCCUGAAGAUGAACACCAAGAGUGUCAAAACAAAGCUGCUGCUCUUGCUCGUGCCAUUGACUUGGCUGAGUCCUCAUUUGUUGAUAAUAAUUAAUCACUGCUUCUUUGCAUACAAACUUAUGGACCUUACCAAUACACUACUCUGUCGCAAAAAUUAAAUUAUGCAUUUUAACU